AAACUCAGCAGAGUCAGUCACUCAUACAGUAUCUCUGCCCGGCUCUACCUUUACAUCUUCCCUCACUCAUAACAAGGAAAUUCUUCGAUGAACAUGGACAUGUCCGUUAUCUAAGAACACUUUGUUUUUUGGGGGAUUCGAAGAAAAAAAUGGAGAGACAGCCUUUAGGUAAAAUUGUGAAACUGUCGUUUCAGUUAGAAUAAAAGGGAAGGCAAAUAGCCUGUUAGAAUGUUACACUUGUAGCUCGAUCGUCUGCCAAUUUCUCAACAGUGUUCGGAAGUCAUUGAUAUAUAUAUAUUAUAUAUAUAUGUUUUAGCUUUGUACAUAUUUCCCAUCUGAAAGCAUUGGAAGAUCUUAUUGUAUUUUUUGUCUUUGAGAGUCUCAUCAGACAACUUUUGCAUUGCGUGGACAGCAGGACAGCAGGCUAUAGGAAUGAGUCAAGCAUUAUGCUAAGAGCCUGGCCCCAGCAUGUUGGAAUUGGGCUCCUGUUCAGUCAGUGCUCAGACCCUGGCGGACCACAAUGCCCUGGGGGUGCCCCAUCUGGCCAGGGGGAGCGUCUGUGGGAGCAGCAACCCACGCCAAUACGACCUCCACCCCGAGUCAGAGAACUGGCGCAAGCACCGUCUGGGCCUGGCCGAGGGUUCCCACUCCUGCUCCCUGCUGGAACCCCAGAGCCUGUCAGACAGCCUGCUUUCCCACACAGCCAGCUUCAACACCCUCUACCUCCCACACAAUGCUCAUACCCCCCAUGGCCUCUCUCUGGAUGUGGGCAGCUCCUACGACAGGGCUGGGGAAGCGCUGGUGAUGGACCCGGACCGACCCGUCAGCCCCAUCGUCAUUAAAAGGCGCCGGGGGGGUCUCAUCGAGCAGCGGGACAUUGUUAAAGCCCACCAAGCUCACAAGAUUCAGAGCACCCCACAGGCCCUGCGCAAAGAAUGGGAAAUGGCCCGGUUCGGAGACGACGUCCCCGGCUUGUUGGGCUCUGGGGAUGGGGGCUCUGAGCGCAACAGGACCCGGGAGGGACCGGCUCUGUCUACAGGUGGUGGAGUGUCCCCAGCCUUCAAACAGACCAAGGCGCAGAGAGCCCGCACCAUGGCACUGUACAACCCCAUCCCUGUCAGACAGAACUGUUUCACCGUAAAUAGAUCACUCUUCAUUUUCGGAGAGGACAACAUUGUUCGGAAGUACGCUAAGAAGGUCAUUGAGUGGCCUCCGUUUGAGUACAUGAUCUUAGCCACCAUCAUCGCCAACUGUAUCGUACUGGCUUUGGAGCAGCACCUGCCUGGAGAGGACAAGACUCCCAUGUCCAAGAGACUGGAAAAGACAGAGCCUUACUUCAUUGGGAUGUUCUGCUUUGAAGCUGGGAUUAAGGUUGUGGCGUUGGGAUUUGUACUCCAUAAAGGCUCCUACUUGAGGAACGGCUGGAACGUCAUGGACUUCAUUGUGGUUCUGAGUGGGAUUCUGGCCACAGCGGGAGCUCACAUGAACAUCCCAGUGGACCUGCGGACCCUGCGGGCCGUACGCGUGCUCAGACCCCUCAAACUGGUCUCUGGAAUCCCCAGCCUGCAGAUAGUCCUGAAGUCCAUCAUGAAAGCCAUGGUGCCGCUGCUCCAGAUUGGCCUGCUGCUCUUCUUCGCCAUUCUCAUGUUUGCCAUCAUCGGCCUGGAGUUCUACAGCGGAAAGCUCCACAACACCUGUCUGCCCAUGCCAAAUAUCCUGGAGAAUGAGACGGUGGACAAGUCUGAGUCAGAGUUCCCGUGUGGGGUGAGGAAGUGCCCUGACAAGUACGCCUGCAGUGAAACCUGGAUCGGCCCCAACGAUGGCAUCACCCAGUUUGAUAACAUCUUGUUUGCUGUGCUCACCGUCUUCCAGUGCAUCACCAUGGAGGGCUGGACCACCGUGCUCUACAAUACCAACGAUGCCUUAGGCCCCACGUGGAACUGCAUGUACUUCAUCCCUCUGAUAAUCAUCGGCUCCUUCUUCGUGCUGAACCUGGUUUUAGGAGUUCUCUCAGGGGAGUUUGCCAAGGAGAGGGAGCGGGUGGAAAACCGCAGGGCGUUCAUGAAGCUACGGAGGCAACAGCAAAUUGAGCGGGAACUCAAUGGCUACCGAGCAUGGAUCGACAGAGCAGAAGAGGUGAUGCUUGCGGAGGAGAAUAAGAAUUUAGGACCUUCUGCUCUUGAUGCUCCCAAGAGGCUGUCUGAAUGGAAUACAGGCGGUAACCAUGUGCUGAAGAGGGCCACCAUCAAGAGGAGAGGGGUGGAUGCCGUCCAUCGGGGCCCAGAGGAAGAGCAGUACGGUGACAUCUCUUCUGUGGGCAUCCCGAUGACCAGAGCCAGCAUCAGGAGUGCUAAGAGAGGACCCACAGCUUAUUUCAAGCGGAAGGAGCGUCUGCUGCGUAUCUCUAUCCGCCGCAUGGUGAAGACACACACCUUCUACUGGACCGUACUGGGCCUGGUGGCCCUCAACACACUCUGUGUGGCCAUCGUCCAUCACAACCAGCCCCACUGGCUGUCUGUGUUCCUCUACUAUGCAGAGUUUCUCUUCCUGGGUCUGUUUCUCACUGAAAUGUGUUUAAAGAUGUACAGCCUGGGACCCAGACUCUACUUCCACUCCGCCUUCAACCGCUUCGACUGCGGCGUGAUAGUGGGCAGCAUCUUUGAGGUGAUGUGGGGGUUCUUCAGGCCUGACAUGUCCUUUGGCAUCAGUGUGCUGCGCGCUCUCCGUCUGCUGAGGAUAUUCAAGAUCACCAAGUACUGGGCGUCGCUGAGGAACCUGGUGGUAUCCCUGAUGAAUUCUAUGAAGUCCAUCAUCAGCCUCAUCUUCCUCCUCUUCCUCUUCAUCCUGGUCUUUGCUCUGCUGGGCAUGCAGCUAUUCGGUGGCAGGUUCAUCUUUGAAGACUACACUCCUACAAACUUUGACACAUUUCCUGCUGCCAUCAUGACUGUCUUUCAGAUCCUGACAGGAGAAGACUGGAAUGAGGUGAUGUACAAUGGGAUCCGCUCCCAGGGAGGAGUGAAGUCAGGAAUGUGGUCCUCCAUAUACUUCAUUGUGCUCACACUCUUUGGUAACUACACACUGCUGAAUGUCUUCUUGGCCAUUGCUGUGGACAAUCUGGCUAAUGCCCAGGAACUAACCAAGGACGAAGAGGACGAAGAGGCUGCUUUCAAUCAGAAACAUGCUCUCCAAAAAGCCAAGGAAGUUGGGGCCAUGUCUUCCCUGAUGUCAUCACACAGGAGGAGGAGACCCUACCUGUACAGGAAAAGAGCGAUACACAGGAGCAGGCCUGCCUACUCUCUGGAGGAGGCUGAGAGCCUCGCCGAGGGGCCCCCCUGCCCGCCAUUGAAUUCCUCUAACUCUUUCAUGUCCAGGGGAGAGAGGAGAAGACGGAUGACCAUGUCUGUGUGGGAGCAGAGAACCAGCCAACUGCGCAGGCACCGGCAGAUGUCCAGCCGAGAGAUCCUCUUCAGCAGCCCCAGUGAGGAGCAGGAAGCGCCCCCUGGAUGCCCCCAAAACCUCAAAGCCACAGGCAGCCUGAAGCUGGCUGAACCUACGGCCUCCACAGCUCAGCCCCCCAAGCCCAUGGACCUAACUCUAGAGGAGCCACCCCUGUCCAUGGGGGUCCUUGAGCCCCCCUUGUCCGUCCCUUUAGCAGAGCCACCCAUACCCAUCGACAGUCCCCUGCCUGACCCCCCCAUGUCCACAGUUGUGUCCAUUCCGGAGCCCACUGAAUCUGAGCCGUGCCCAGAGGGCCAGCUUGAUGUCACCGACCACUGUCACCCAGGUCUCAAUGGCCGCAGAAGCCCCAGGUUAAAUGGGGAGAGAAGGCAGAGAGCGGUGCGUAAGUUCCGCCCUCCUGCUGGUGACACCCUGACCUCUGACAUGGCAGGGAUGAGGCUCAGGAGGCCAAGGGGCACAGGGCACCACGAAGCCCAGGUUGGGGCUAGAGGCCUGGACUCACCCCAGGGGGAGGGGAGCAGUCGCUCUGUCAGCAGGGAGAGGAAGACCCCAGAGGAACGACAGGACAAGGAGAGGAGAGCCUGUAACACGGGAGAGACCAGCCAACCUUCUGAGACCAGGGAAGCUGAACACAGACAGGGUGACCCUAACCAGGCUGCGGGUCCUGAGCUGCCGAACAGGGAGGAGGGUCCACAGUCAGAACGAUUUCAGGCUGCAGUACCGGAGCUCCCAGAGGGCCAGACAGGAGACAAUGAUACUGGUAACAACGCCACCACUCUGAACCAGGAUAAGUCCCCUCUGAGCUCCAGUAUCUACAUAGAGGUGACCAAUGUUCAGUCUUCACUAGAGCUCACCCCCAUCACAGGUAAUAGUAAAGACAUGGAGGCGUCCAAGCCUGAGAAGGAAGAGGAGCAGUUGACCAGCCCAGCCAAUAUUGUCACGCCUGACAGCAUGUUCAUCUUCAAACCUGGCAACCCGAUCCGCCGGGCCUGUCACUAUGUGGUGAACCUGCGUUACUUUGAGACAUGCAUCCUGCUGGUGAUCGCUGCCAGCAGUAUCGCCCUGGCUGCAGAGGACCCCGUGUCAGCCACCUCUAACUGGAACAAAGUUUUGCGCUACUUUGACUACGUGUUCACAGGUGUCUUUACAUUUGAAAUGAUAAUAAAGAUGAUAGACCAGGGCUUGAUUCUCCAUGACGGCUCCUAUUUCCGGGACCUGUGGAACAUUCUCGACUUUAUCGUGGUGGUCGGAGCUCUGGUAGCCUUCGCCCUCACAAAUAAUAAAGGACGGGACAUCAAAACCAUCAAGUCUCUUCGGGUCCUGCGUGUCCUGAGGCCCCUGAAGACCAUCAAGAGACUACCGAAACUCAAGGCAGUGUUUGACUGUGUGGUGACCUCUCUGAAGAACGUCUUCAACAUCCUCAUCGUCUACAAGCUCUUCAUGUUCAUCUUCGCUGUCAUCGCUGUGCAGCUGUUCAAAGGGAAGUUCUUCUACUGCACAGACGGAUCCAAAGACACAGAGAAGGACUGCCAAGGCUUCUACAUUGACUAUGAGAAGGAUAAGAAGGAAGUGAAGAGGAGGGAUUGGAGGAGACAUGACUUCCACUAUGACAACAUAGUCUGGGCCCUACUCACUCUGUUUACUGUCUCCACUGGGGAGGGCUGGCCACAGGUCCUGCAGCACUCUGUGGACGUGACAGAGGAGGACAGAGGUCCCAGCCGGGGCAACAGGAUGGAGAUGUCCAUAUUCUAUGUCAUCUACUUUGUGGUCUUCCCCUUCUUCUUCGUCAACAUCUUUGUGGCUCUCAUCAUCAUCACCUUCCAGGAGCAGGGAGACAAGAUGAUGGAGGAAUGCAGCUUGGAGAAGAACGAGAGGGCUUGCAUUGACUUUGCCAUAAGUGCCAAACCCCUGACCCGCUACAUGCCUCAGAACAGACAGACGUUCCAGUACCGUCUCUGGCACUUUGUGGUCUCCCCCUCCUUCGAAUAUACUGUGCUGGCCAUGAUUGCACUCAACACCAUUGUCCUGAUGAUGAAGUAUUACUCUGCCCCACCAGCAUACGAGGCUGUGCUGAAACACCUGAACACAGCUUUCACUGUGCUCUUCUCUGUGGAGUGUGUCCUCAAGAUCAUGGCCUUUGGCUUUCUGAACUACUUUCGAGACACUUGGAAUAUAUUCGACUUCAUCACAGUUUUGGGAAGCAUCACAGAAAUAGUGGUAGACUUGCAGUCAAUUGAGACCUUCAACAUGGGCUUCCUGAAGCUGUUCCGUGCAGCCAGACUGAUCAAGCUGUUGAGGCAGGGUUACACCAUCCGCAUCCUGCUCUGGACCUUUGUCCAGUCCUUUAAGGCUCUCCCCUACGUUUGUCUGCUCAUUGCCAUGCUCUUUUUCAUAUAUGCAAUCAUCGGAAUGCAGGUUUUUGGAAACAUCAGACUGGAUGAGGAGACUCACAUCAACCAACACAACAACUUCAAGACCUUUUUUGGUGCUCUGAUGUUGCUAUUCAGGAGUGCCACGGGGGAGUCGUGGCAGGAGAUCAUGCUGUCAUGUUUAGGGGGGCAGAAGUGUGAGCCAGACCCCUUAGCUCUAACGUCAGACCAUGAGGAGCGCUGUGGAACUGAGUUUGCCUACUUCUACUUUGUCUCCUUCAUCUUCUUCAGCUCAUUUCUAAUGCUGAAUCUGUUUGUGGCUGUAAUCAUGGACAACUUUGAGUACCUCACCCGGGAUUCCUCGAUAUUGGGGCCUCACCACCUGGAUGAAUUUGUUCGUAUCUGGGGUGAAUAUGACCGAGCUGCUUGUGGAAGGAUUCACUAUACGGAGAUGUACAAAGUAGUACGCACUAUUUCACCUCCCCUGGGCUUUGGAAAGAACUGCCCUUACAGGGUGGCCUGCAAGAGGCUGGUGCUGAUGAACAUGCCUGUGGAUGAAGAGAUGUCGGUUCACUUCACCUCCACCCUUAUGGCCCUGAUCCGAACCGCCCUCGAGGUGAAAAUAGCCAGAGGAGGGGAGGACCGAGGUCAGAUGGAUUCAGAUCUACAGAAGGAGAUAAGUGUCAUUUGGUCACACCUUUCACAGAAGACCCUGGACCUGCUCGUCCCCAUCCACAAAGCCAGUCAUAUGACCAUUGGGAAGAUCUAUGCAGCCAUGAUGAUCAUGGACUACUACAAGCAGAGCAAAGCCAAGAAGCUCAGGCAACAGCUGGAGGAGCAGAAACACGCUCCCAUGUUCCAGCGUAUGGACGCUUCCUCUCUGCCUCAAGAAAUCCUCUGCAGUGCCAAAGCCCUCCCUUUCCUGCCCCACAGCCCUGGAUCUGCCCUGACCAGAGGAGGAUUUGUGGCCUUGAGUCCCAUAUCCCCUCAGGAGAUGUUCAUGCAGCCCAUGUCCCAGGACCUAGAGGACAAAGGGGAGGACUACCACAACUAUCACCACCACCACCUGCUCCACCACCAGCUCCACACACUGGUUCCGGAGCGCAAAGAGUUUAACCGCAACCUUUGCCCCACUAACAGGCAGGAUGCCCCACUCAGGGUGCCCGGGCGGGCAGUCUCUAUCCGAGCCUCCUCUAUGCCUCGGCUGGCUGUAGACACACAGGUGGGGACAGACAGCAGCAAAUCAAUGAAGCGCUCCUUCUCCACUAUUGGGGAUCAAUGUGUGAAUGGCCUGUGGCAGGAGGAGUACUCUCUGAAGAGGGUCAGUCCUGACCGUCUGAACAGACCACGACAGAGGAGCAUCAGAGGAAUCAGGUGCAACCUCAGGGAACCAGUGGAUCAUGAGCGGGGGCGCUCCAAAGAGAGGCGCCACCUGCUGUCUCCCGACGUGUCCCGCUGCAACUCUGAGGAGCGGAGCCAGGACCCGUCACAGGAACGCAAGCAGUCCCGUUCCCCCAGUGAAGGACGCACACAUGCCCUCCACAGACAGGGCAACACUUCAGGCACCCCAGACCUGUCCAGCACACCCCGCGGCCGGCGCCAGCUCCCCCAGACGCCCUUGCGGCCACGCCCUCACAUCUCCUACUCCCCCCUGGUGUGCCGAGCCCACCUCUCCCCCCCUGCUGCCAGUGAGGGCAGAGCCCGGACCCAGGAGGCCCCCGGAGAGAUGGAGGAUCCCUCAUUGAGAGAGGAGGGGGAGAGGCUAGCCCCAGAGUCAGGAGCGGGGGUGGGGGUGGUAAUAGGGGUGGGUGGCCCAGGGUUAGGGGUCAGUCACCCGCACCCCUCACCUCACCGGUACAUCUCGGAGCCGUACCUGAUCCUGCACGAGGAGCUACACAGCCCAGACUCCUCAGGCCUGGAUGAGACUCUGACCUUCGAGGCGGCCAUUGCAACCAGUCUGGGCAGGGCCAACACCAUCAGCUCUGCCCCCCAGCUCAGACACAACUGGCAGGUCCCCAACGGACACUUCCAUAAACGCCUGGGUCAGGCCAGCUCUGUGGUUGCCUGCGAGCUCUUGAGUGAUACCGACGAGGAUGACCGCUGUUAGGGCCGGGACUUGGAGAAGAAGAGGAGGAAGAUGGACAGCAAAACUGGGUAUCAGAAAGACAGGGGUCCUCAGUUUGAAGCACACUGUCAGGUCGUGUACUGAGUGUGUAUCUGCACUCUUAGAAAAAAAGGGAUCCAAAAGAGUUCUUCAGCUGGCUCCCGAGUGGCGCAGCAGCCUAAGGCAUUGCAUCUCAGUGCUAGAGGCGUCACUACAGACCCUUGUUUGAUCCUGGUUUGAUCCCGGGCUGUAUCACAACCGGCUGUAAUCGGGAGUCCCAUAGGGCGGCGCACAAUUGGCCCAGCGCCGUUCCGGGGGAUUUGGCCGGGGUACGCUGUCAUUGUAAAUAAGAAUUUGUUCUUUAACUGACCUGCCUAGUUAAAUAAAGGUUCAAUAGGAGAACCCUUUUUAGUUCCAGGGGGAACCCUUUUGGGUUCCAGGUAGAAUCCUUUUGGGUUCCAUGUAAAACUCUCUGUGGAAAGGGUUCUACAUGGAACCCAAAAGCAUUCUACCUGGAACCAAAAAGGGUUCCUUAAAGGUUCUAGAUAGCACCUUCUUUUCUAAGAGUGUGUGUUUCUAGGAGUGCAAUAUGUUUGUCAAAUCAACAAGACAAGGAAGAUAUGGGGACUGCUGACGUACAGUGCAAACGUUCACCAGUUGCAUUUUGAUUAAUAACAAAGUUGAAUAACUCAAGAUGUAAAGAAUGUUUCCUCACUUCUUAGACCUAUGAAACAGAGUAAGUAUGUGUUAAGUACAGUGUGUAGCAGAAAAAUAGUAUGUGGCACUGAAGUAUCAGGAAUGUAUUGAAAUUGUACUCUUUUCCUCCUGUAAGAUAAGAAGGAAGUUCUCAGUUAUUAGAUCUUUAUGGAUGAUGACACAGUGUUAGGUGUGUAGGGAUCUGAAGCAGACAUUGGUUGUCACAGACACUGCUUUAAAACAACUCUCUUCUCUCAUCUCACACUACAUCAAUGGGGUAUUUCUCAGGCAGUGACGUCUACUAAAUGGUUCUGUGUCAGUCAGCCAAUGGGGAAGAAGGUGUCACAACAGAAAUGACCGUAUGCACCAGUUAACUCACCGAUCAUGAGCUCUCACCUGAGAACAAAAAAAGGUUGUUGAACAAAGAGAGGAAAGGCCUUUCCAUUUGUUGUAAUGUUCUCUCCAGUAGAUAUGACAAUCUACUUCAAGACGAGACAAGGACCUGACCUUUCCCUGAUAGAUGCUGUACAUUUCCAGAGCUCUGGUGCUUUGAUCCCUCUAAAGUCAGGUGUUCCAGCGUCAUUCCAUGUCAAUGACGCUGGAAUGUCAUGGAAUGUCAUUGUCAGCCUAAAUAUGUUGGGUUCUUGUGUGCCCUUCAGUGUGUCUGUGGACAGAGGACCCUCUUCCCUGCUUUUGUUUGUUUGUGACUGUCACCUCACUGGAUUACGCAUGAUGUCCACUGUGAGGCCCUGGAUGAGGUCCAGCCCUGAACUAUAGACCCUCACUGGACAGCAGCAAAACUGGCCUCUUGUACAGAACAAUAUGGAAACAACAGACAUAGCAUGUCCAUGUGCUGGAUACUACUGACAAAUAUAGUCUACAAAGCCAUUUUUCCUGUAAAUAGGAUCAAGUGUCUUGAGGAUGUGUUGCCUUUUAUGUCAUAAUGAAUACUAUCUGUCCUUUGAUGCAAAUUAUUUCAAUAUGGAUGUGUUUAUGGAUGAUUCCUAACUAUGAUUUAUUUGUAAGUUCACUCCCAUGUUACUCUGAACACUGACUGAGUCAGUUUUUACCAACAGGUUUUACAGUGCUGUAUAAAAAGAGAGUUUACCCUGAUACAGCUCUGGUGUAGCAACGUGAUGGUGAUGGUGAUAGUGAUGAUGAUGGUUAUGGCGAUGAUGAUGGUUAUGGUGAUAGUGAUUCUGAUGGUGAUGAUGAUGGUUAUGGUGAUAGUGAUGAUGAUAGUGAUGAUGAUGGUGAUGGUGGUAGUGUUAAAAUGUGCCUGCCUGUGAGUAGGGUGACUCAGAGCAGUUGACGGAUCCAUGUGCACUCAGUGGCGUUCUCUCUCAUCAGACCCCAACAGAAUGAUGUUUACAUUUUGAACAGUGAUUGUUGCCAAAAAGAGAGCUUAUAUUAUAUCAUGUGCCGUGUUGUAAUUUGUUUUGUUGACAUGUUUCUGAAAUUUGGUCCAAUGUUCUGCUGGCCUAUAUGGGCCCACUGCUCUGUGAAGUUUUAUGUUACUUCUGAAUUUCUGGUAUAGAAAAGCGUUCUGGUAUAUAUGUAGUAUAUAUAAAUAAAUACAUGUCUAAUUUAAA
Messenger RNA from Salvelinus fontinalis (brook trout), 10220 nucleotides. Its product is annotated as voltage-dependent R-type calcium channel subunit alpha-1E-like. The transcript is spliced from 49 exons. Bases 469 to 7935 code for a protein of 2488 amino acids. Gene Ontology annotation, biological process: calcium ion import across plasma membrane; chemical synaptic transmission. Gene Ontology annotation, molecular function: high voltage-gated calcium channel activity. The record is from RefSeq and is a predicted model, not a curated record. Lineage: Eukaryota; Metazoa; Chordata; Actinopteri; Salmoniformes; Salmonidae. Gene Ontology annotation, cellular component: neuronal cell body; voltage-gated calcium channel complex; membrane.